AGUCACAGUAUCGAUAACAAACGAUUCGAUGCAACUUUAAUUUAUUCAAUCGCGAGUUUUGUUUGCAUAUAUUCAGCGUAUGUCGCGUAGGAAUUUCGUUUUCCCGUUUUCGGCUAGGUAGGUGGGCGAAAACCGUCGUGAACGAGGAAAGAGGAACGCGAUUUUCGUCUUCUGGGGAUUAAUUCUUUGUAUCGAGCGUCGAAAACGAUUUCCGUCGGGAUCGUUGGAAAAGUCGAAAGCGCAGAUGACGGUGCGUGGAAAAAUUGUGGUUAAGGUACCAACGAGGCAGCAAACACGAAGGAACCAACAUCUUUGAACGGUAACGAUAGCCGUCGCGUUGCCACCGAACACGAAGACCGCAACGAGACGUGGGGGCAUGGUGGACGCGCCACUGGCCGUUCCAUCGUCAAGAAUGGCGCUUCCGAACAGCCGAAACUUCGCCAACUGUUACAUGGAACUGUGUAAGCAGCAACGGCUACGUCCACUGCCUGUCAUCUGUGUGACACUGCCCCACAGUUUAGAUUUCACCACCGAUCGCGUGAAAAUGGACGAUUGGGGUCCGAUUUUAAAUUCUUUGUCCCUCGAUCGUAGUCUGCGAUCGAUCAGUGUUCGUAGUAGAUAUCAAUGUCGCAAACCAUUGGAGGAAAUAAAUUCGGAGGACAAAGCAAGAACGAUGGGCAAGGCACCCGUGGUACUAUCUCGUUAUCUUCUCGAGUGGUUAUCUCAUAGCGUCGGACAGUGCAUUAGAAAUUCGCCAACGUUAUUUAGCCUGGAGCUGGAGGGCAUACCAUUUCCCCCGGAUUGUUUAGCAGUGUUGUGCGUGGGUCUAUCACACACCAACACUGUUCGUUCCUUGUCUCUUCAGCGUUGUUACAUCGGAGACAACUCUUGCGAGCUGCUGUGCCGAACAGUGGCAGAUGUACCAAGUAUCAGAUCACUGAACCUCAGCUACUGUGAUCUGACGAGCAAAUGCGGACCAGCCUUGGCGGCUGCUCUGUCCAGACAGAAGCUGCUGCUGUACCACGACACUUGGAAGCAGUCCCUGAGGUACCAGGAGCCGAAUCUCGAGGCAAUGCCAGGGUUGCGUCGACUGACUUUGAACGACAACCCUCAGUUAGGAGACACAGCAGCCACGGAGCUGAUCGAGGCUAUCAGAGACAGUCUGUGGUUGAAAGCGAUAGAUCUUCAGCGUUGUGGAUUGUCCGAUAAGAUCGGCAAGGAUCUCCUGGAGCUGCUAGAUCACAACACCACCCUGAAUAUUCUCGAUGUGAGACAGAAUGUAAAUUUGAACGAGAGACUGGUGAAGGAGAUAAUCAAGCGUUUGGAGGAGAACAAUUCUGAUACAAAGUGCGAGUACAGAUGGCUAAAUUUACCUCAGCAAGAUCGGAAAGUGAUAUCAGCAGGCAACAGGAAGAGAAACGAGAUAGAAAAUAAUAGGAAACCUCUGAUGAGACCACGUAGCGCCGUGGUGGAGUACAUGAAGAGGCCCUAUCAAGCUCCAUUAAGGAAAGCGGUUAAUUCUGUGAACGAUGCGAAGAAGACGAAGACGAGACUCAAUGGUCCAGGGUUUAAAAACUUAGCAGCACAACAACGACAGCAACAGCAACAGCAGAUAGUUCAAAAUGGACAAACCAAAUCGAAAAUCACUCUCCACUUAGAUCUUCAAUCCCGUAUCAAACCCGUGAUAAACGAAACGAUGAAGAACGAAGAAGAUGACCAGACUUACGAGGACAGUGUUCAGCCGGACAGCGAGAGGACAUCGUCGAAGAUCGUGAAUCCAUUAAAAGUGGAUGCCGCUACGCAGAUGGCCCGUAGUUUGGAGAUGGAGAUGGAUUCCGCCAGGAUCGAGAAUAUCCAGGUUCAACUGAUGGAAGCGAAAUCGGAACACUACCGUCUCCUGGAGGAGCUUAAAAACAGCAGUGUGCUGUUAACGGAAGAACGAAAACGUCGCGAGGCCGCUGAAGAGGAACUGCAAGCUAUGAAGAGCAAUCUGAUAGAACUGGAGAACACUUUGAAGGACAAGGAGAACGAAACCAACGGAUUCGUGCUGCUUAGUCAGCAGUCUUUGGAUGAUAUUUGCACCUCCUUCGAUCGUCUACUGGAGAUGUUGGACAGCGUGACAAAGAAUCCGAAUGCUAGCCGAAGAGAGACAACCGAGGCGGCCAUUGUUAAGGCUGACAUCAAGAGACGAGUCGCCUCCGUCAUUCGACAAACGAAAUCAGAGAACCUGAGGAGAGGAUUCGUCGUGGACACCGACGAGGAUGAAAUCAUCGGGUACACUGAACCUGUCAGGAAGUUCGCCAAGUCUGAAAGCGACAUGAGGAAUUCUGUGGCUCCAAUUUCGACCAUGCACAUGGAAAGGAACAUAGGUGACACCGUGGACGUUCGUUCACCGAUCUUGGAGAGCGUUUUGUAUCGCGAUAAAGAGAUGUCUCCUCGGGCUAGAGCCAGGGCAUUAUUCGCCCAGAUCGUUCAAGGAGAGCCUGUGUUCGAAUUCUGCACUCACGUGGAUUAGAAAUUACGCGUUACAGAAGAUGCAGGGACGAGGCUGCGGUAUUUAUGAAUUUUAUACAAAUAAUACAUAUAGAAACCACAAGUACUCGCGUUGAAUAUUGAAACCGCGUUGAAACAGUUUUAAGGGAUGGACAGACGUUAGAAGGGCAAUAUAAAAAUGUGAAAGAAAGAUAUUAAAAAAAAAAAAAAAUGAUAAUAGUAAGAAAAU
Messenger RNA from Osmia lignaria (orchard mason bee), 2722 nucleotides. RefSeq lists its product as uncharacterized. The record is from RefSeq and is a predicted model, not a curated record. NCBI's taxonomy places the organism in Eukaryota, Metazoa, Arthropoda, Insecta, Hymenoptera, Megachilidae. Gene Ontology annotation, cellular component: ciliary basal body; centrosome. Gene Ontology annotation, biological process: cilium organization.